UGGACGGUUUGUUUACCUGGCUGCUGGGGACGCCGAUAUUGUUUGUUUUCUUUCUGAACUGUCCAUGCUGUAAUUAAAAUUCGCAUCCUAAAGACGUAAGGGUUUGUAGAAUCAAUGCAGAUUAUAUUCUAAAUGACUUUGUUCAUUAAAGGAUCAACUGUAUAACGUUGUCAGCUUAUAGCCAAGUGUGAAAAUGUCUAGCUUCAACACAUCCACUAAAAAAGAAACAUUUUCUAUGAAAAUAAAAGCGCAGAAUAUAAAAAAUGCCCAAGAAGAAACCCAAAAAUUAGAACUAGAGAGUAGGAAGAUGGAAGAAAGAUUAAGGGAAUUAAAAGUAGCAAUGGGUAGAGAGAAAGAACAGAGAGAGAAAAAAGGAGGAUUUUGGAAGAAAGGUCAAACAGGAUCUUUAAAUAGUUACGCAACAGAUGUACUUGAAAAACAAAAACCAAAGGAAAUUAAAAAAAGAAGUGUUAAAUUAUUAAGAAAUGAAAAGAUAGUAUUACCAGAACGUAGUGGAGAACCAGGAACAAUGAAAUAUAUAGCAAAUAGUCAAGUAUUAAACACAUAUAGAGAUAAAGCUAAAAUACUUAAAUGUGGCCAAUGUGAAGAAAGAGCAGCUUCUAUGUCAUGUGUACAAUGUGCAGAAUAUUUCUGUGCUGGUUGUUUUGCUGCCUUUCAUUUUAAAGGUGCCUUAAAAAGACAUCGAACAGUUCCAUUACAUGCAUCUGGCCCAAGACAGUGUAUGUCACCCCGUUUUGAUCCGCAGCCAAGGUCACCUAGACAUGGUUCAGAAGCUAGUGCUGUUAGUUCUAUAAUACAUCAGGAUACCGCAAGAAAUUCAUCAAUGGGUGCCAGUGGUUCAAUAGGAAAAUCAUCUUUAUUAACAGGAGAAUUUGAUGAAGACGAAAGUGCUGCCUCAUUUCAAAGUGCACUACAGGCAUGGAGAAGUGGGGAUUCCCUUGUUACUUCCCCUGAUAGAAAGAGAGUUCUCCCAACAACUAGUCCAAAACGUCCAGUAUCCCGAGUCAAAACACCAAUUGUCAAAACUGAAUGUUCUACCAGUACUCAGGAAGUCAAUCAACCAAUAGAAAUCAAGUUUACAAACAAUAACCUGAGUUAUGCUGAAAGACUUAUGCUAAAGAAACACCGAAGAACAGAUGUGGGCCAUAUUACUACGCCGAGAAGUAAUUCAUCAGCUAAUGAAGAUGAAGAGAUGGAUAUUAGAGAAGGUGGCAUUGAUGAACAUGUAGAUUUCCACUCAUUAUACGAAGCCAUGGUUCCUUCCAAUACUACUACACCGAAUAGUCAACGUAUAACAGAAUCUAGUUUAUCUAUUAUAGAACUUGAUACUUUGCCAAAGAAGAAAUACAAGAAUUAUGAUCAGACAGCAAGUUAUCAAGUAGAAGAAGUAGAUGAUAUGACAGCAUGGAAAAUACAACAUGAUCAAAGUUCCAAAUCCAUUACUUCAGAAAUGGUUAAUUCUACUGCAAGGCCAGCAUCAGCAUCAAAUAAUACGAAAAGAUGCCCCUCCAAUGAUGUCAAAGACAGCCACGCAAAAUCACAGAAAAAAUCCUGUUUGGAUGCUGAGUGUUUAUCAGACCCUAUCACUGACUCCUUUAUACAGGAAGCCAGGGCAGCUAAAACCAAAUCCAAUGUCAGUCGUCAAGUUUCAGCAAAAUCUCGUCCAGCCUCAACCCGUCCCAAAAGCUCACGAUCCAGACCAGUUUCUAGAGCCAAGAGUCGAGCUAUGUCUAGAUUACAGUUUGAUGGUUUGUUGACUAAAUCUCCUACAUCAGCUUUACAAGAUGUAGCUAAGAUGGCUGUAGAAAAACCAGACAUAUCAGACUAUCAGUAUAGAUCUGUAUUAAAUGAUUAUUUUACUGAUGCUAGUGAUGAUGGUGGUGUUAGUCAACCUAAUAAAGCAGCUACACCACGUCCUGGUAGUUUAAGAAAGCAAGAUAUUAAAGUCAGUUACGCAUUGUAUCAAAUGGCACCACGAUCCUGGCGACCAGAGAGUAGUCUUGGUGAAACAUUAUCAGCAGAUACAGUAGUUCCAGAAUUAUCAGAUACUGUGUUGGCAUGUUUAGGAGAUGCUGCAACCCCUACAGAAGAGAAAUCUAUAAAUAGAAAGUCUGAAUCAGUGCUAUCAUUUACAUAUAGUGAUCAUCUAAAACAUGAAGAUAGAGAAGAUUAUCAUGAAGGCUAUAAUCACAGAAGUCAUAAGCACCGACCACAGAUAUCAGCUAGACGACAAAAAUCUGCUUUAAAUGAUGAACCGUUACAGCGUGAAAAUUCUGAAUAUACAACAUUACCUAUUACUGUAGAUGAGAUAACAUGUAAUACUAAUUUACAAUCUGGACGCAAAUCUAAAAACAUAGUAUUAGAAGGAGAAGAUUACAGUAUGUAUGAUCAGAUUGACUAUAGAGAACAAACACAAGAUGAUCAGGAGACAUUAGAUAAAUUAGAAUGGGAACUAGCUUCAGAAUCAGGACGAAUAACAGCUGAUGGACAGAUAUCAAGGUUAAGUUGGAAGAAUGAUUCUAGUAGAAGUAGUAGUCGUAGUAGUUCUGUUAUACGUAACAGUAGAGAUCAAGGCUAUGAUAUCAACACCAGACUUAGAGAUGAUGAGUUAAUUGAUUCAGAUGAGGAUAAUAAAAUGACUGAUAGAGAAGAUGUGUUAGCUUUAAGAUAAGAUGAAUGUAUUAAAUUAUAAGUUUGUUAUUUAUACGCCAUCUUUUCUUUACACAUAAUGUUUUUAUUCACAUCAAUUUAUUUGUGCAAUUCCACAAACAUUAGGCUAUAAAAAAUAUAUUUCCCCCUUGUUACUAGAUUAAAUAUAUUUACAGUGGUAUGACAUCAUUCGGUACUUGCCUAAAAUUUUAUUCUCGGAAAUUUAAAGAGAUAACUCAUGGAUAUUUGAAAAUUCCACUUAAAAAUGUUAUAAAUAUUUUGUUCAAGGGCUUCCACCCAUAAAGCUUUGCAUAUAUUUUAAACCUAAUUAUUUUGGGAAACCUUUGCCUAACAAAGUACAUGCAAGAAAAGGUAAAGUUUGUAAGAAAAUCAGACCUGUGUGUGUAUGUUUAGGAGUGGGUGCCCUUGGGUAACUUUUACAUACUGAUUAAAUAGAAUUGUAUACUUUUAUACUCAUGAUUGAUGGAUUUAAGAGAAAUGUAAUUAACUAGGAGUUUUCCAUUUAUAUAGCAUUAACAUGUAGUAAUAAAAACUGGUCAAUAGCCACUAUAAAUAUAGUCUAUCUCAAAAGUCCCAAGCAUCCAAAUUAUGACCCAAAAACUCAUAAUAUCAUGUUGCCAGCUUGGAUUGCUUGAAAACGUUGAGAAAAUAUGCUUCGAAACGUUGCCCAAAUAAAUCAGUAAUUGUUCUUCCAUAAUAAGUAUGUGUUAUAGUUUACAGCUUGGAUUGGGUAAAUGUCAAGCAACAAGUUUGUGUAUACAGGGGAAGAAAUCUUAGUUGGCAUAUUUUAUUCUAUUGAAGUAAAGAAGAGUAACAAUAUAUGUGCAAAUUCUUUUUUACUACUGUUUGUCUACUUUUAGCUCCCUUUUUUGGAACAUCAGAUUUUAUCCAGAUAUUUUGAUUGUGUCGGACUUUUGAAAUAGAUAAAAUUAUUUAAGUUUUUAUUAUUCUCAUUUGUUUAAACCAAAGUUUAAUAUUACAAAUUAUUUCAUUUCCAAGGUUUCAUUUAAACCAAAGAUGCUUUAUAAUAUACAUUGUAUAAGCUUAUGCUUCCUCUCUAUUGAUGUCAACAGAUACAUUUUCUAUGGACCAUGGGUCAAAUACACGUAGAAUUUUUUUUUUUGUUUUAUGUGAUAGGUUAGUAUGAAUUAAAAGAUAAUAAUGUUGAAUGGCUGGUUCUAAAUCCAAUGCUUUGCCAGCCGGUCAUUAUAUUUGAGUAAUAUAUAGUUAUUUAAUCAGCAAUACAGUAUAAUGUUGUUUAUCUAGUUACUAACUACUUUAAUGUAAGAAUACAUCUUAUACAAUUAAUUUAUAUUUUCCUUAAAAAUCUGUGUAAAAGUCAGUAUGAAUCUUUCAUAUGUUUAUGUCUAGUUUAUUGGCAUGACAUUCAUGUAUGUUAGGGGUAGUCAAUUCAUUUAAAGAUAAUUCAAGAGCUAAAUCUGCCUAUUGCAGGUCUUUAUUUAGGCCUUAAAUAUUAUAUGAAUUAUUAAUUAGACAUUUAUAAACAUGACAAGGCCAUAAUCAACUCUUGAUUCCAUCGGAUGGCUCCGAUUUUAAGUAGAUUAGAACAGUUCGGCUAUUUAAUGAUUUAAUUUAAUAAUCGAUAAGUGAGGCUAAGUCUUGAAUAUACCAGUACUGUGAUUAUGAUAAUAAACAAUCAAUGCACGCAUCUUGUCAAAACUACUAGCAGUGAUAACUUAGCUCAGAAUAAAGUAAUUUGAACGAAAUUUUUUAAUAUAUUCAUUUUGCAAUAUCUAUUUUUGAACUAUUAUAGCAAGAAUGGUCAGCUCUUUAUCUAAAUCUUACAUAAUAUAACUUUAAGAAUAUUUAAAAAUCUUACAUAAUAUAACUUUAAGAAUACUUUAAGAAUUUUUAAAAAUCUUACAUAAUAUAACCUUUAAGAAUAUUUAAAAAUUGACUGGUGGAAAUUACUAAUUGCAUAUAUAUAUAUAUAUAUAUGAACUACCAUCUACAGUUGAGUAUGCUAAGAUAUAGUGUCAAGAGGUAUUUGUAAACCAGUAUUAUUGCUAUAUGUACAUGAACCUAUAGUUAGAGUUCUAGUACAGGACACUACAUUGUCUUACAAUUUAUCAAAUAAUGUAUCCUGUCUUACAAUUUAUCAAUUAUAAUGUAUUCCUGUCUUUACUGAAAAGUUGAAUGUUAAACCCAAUUCAUUUUAUCCUAGGAUUCCAACUGGGUAUAAUGAUCACUCCCACUAUAAGGACCAAAUUAUAUCAGCCUAGCAUCUGUUCUUAAUAGCGGAAUUUCAUUGUAUAUGACAGCAUUGUACAGUCUGAUAGUUGGGAUCUUCUUCUUUCGUUCACUUCAUCUAUUUUCUAACUAUGAAGAAGACUUGACUGGCAGACGAAAGUAUUCCAUGUGCUAGGAUAAAAACUUGGUACUGUACUACAUGUUAUUACAUACAUUUAUGUAUAUGAUUUGUCUAUAAGACUUAAUAUAAAACAACUGCACUAGUAUAGUACAUAAAUAUUCAGUAUUCAGCUAAACAGAACCAACUGGUAAAAUGGAAAUUAUUUCCUCCAUAUAUUUUGUUGUUUAUUAUCUGUGGUGAAUAGCCCUCUUAAAAGUAUACUGAAAUAGUAUUUUCAUUUUAAGGCAACACAAAUAAAAUAAGUUGUUUCUCGGGCACCGCCCGCACGCAAAAUUGGUUGCGCGUGCGGCCUAUUUAUUAGUCUUGAUGAAAAAUAAAAAAUAUGUAACGCCCGCCCGAACAUCGAUAAGCAAGUCAUAAAAAGAAUAUGCCGCAUGUACCUACAUGCGUCAUACUUGUAUAUCCAUUCAAAUGUAUUAAACUGAUCCAGAUGUAAAUGCUCAUUUACGGGUCUUUUUUAUUGAUAUCGAAAGAACCUCCAUUUUUGUAUCACGUGAUUUUAAUUACCUCCCCUGGUGAAUUAGAAUUUGAUUCGUGUUCAACACCGAAAGUUAUUGACAACAAUGCAAUGUAUUACAAUCAUUCGAUAUGAAUCGGCCGGCUUCAUUCGGUCCAUGUUUGAAAAAUCCUACUGAUAAAACAAUGAAUCGUAGAACAGGUUAAUUAUUACUUGUGGCUACGAAUACGACACGAUGAUAGUCACCAUACCUCAGUCAGAAUUUGGGUCAUUAGCAGAUUUAACGGUAGUUUUCCGUUUUGAUAAUCCGGAAAAUAAUAAUUGGAUUACACAUUUGAUGGUUUUACUGACCAGUUGUUAGUUAAAUUUAAAUAGUCAUUCGAUAUAAACCCCAGAUAGAACACCGAACAUCAUGAGAAACACACCGAAUAUCCUGAGAAACAGUCAUUUCCCGAAUCCCGAUGACACGUGACAUGCAUUGGUUGGAAUUAGGUCAAUCAUUAUAAACCAGCGAUACUACUAUACUAGAUUUAGUUCUAAACUUCUAAGUGUCGUUUACCGUGAUGAUUAUUUUUGAUACACAUGCUGACAGAGGCUUACUCUUUAAAAUAUUGUCGUUAUUAUGGACGGCUAUUAAUAGUCGUACGGAAUUUUAUUUUAAACCAAUUUCAAUUAUGUUUGUCACCAUUACCAUUAGUAAGCUACAUUACAUGAAUUAAAUAUGGAAAAUUAUUUUCCUUUCAGUCAGUGUUCAGUUUUUGAGUAGACUUGAUUUUUGGGUUUAUGUUCUAAGUCUAAGUAUGUACAAUAUAUAACUGAAAGCAAAACCGUAGACAAGUAAUGACUUUCUCAUUUUAAAAAAAAAAAAAAAAAAAUACAAGGCCGCCCUCCCGCCCCAACAAUUUUCAACAAUAGCCAAAUUUUAUUUUGCACCAUCCUCUAGCCAGCAAUGGGGUAAAAAAAAAAGAAA
Patella vulgata (common limpet) is the source of this 6510-nucleotide messenger RNA. RefSeq lists its product as uncharacterized. The coding region runs from base 194 to 2692 and encodes 832 amino acids. Gene Ontology annotation, molecular function: zinc ion binding. Gene Ontology annotation, cellular component: motile cilium. The transcript has 20 exons. The record is from RefSeq and is a predicted model, not a curated record. Gene Ontology annotation, biological process: cilium movement. NCBI's taxonomy places the organism in Eukaryota, Metazoa, Mollusca, Gastropoda, Patellidae.